Messenger RNA from Racocetra persica, 1003 nucleotides. The record is from the annotation of a GenBank genome assembly. NCBI's taxonomy places the organism in Eukaryota, Fungi, Glomeromycota, Glomeromycetes, Diversisporales, Gigasporaceae.
AUGAACUAUAACGGGCAGAAUUUACCAGAAGCGAAAGUAGCAGCAGCGCCAGAAAGACCACAACAACAAGCUCACCCAGCUCCACAAAUGUUUGACGCUUUUCAUCAGUCACCUCACGGUGAAUUCAAGCCUACUUUUUACAAUCCGUUUGAAGUGAAACACAGACGUCGUACUUCCCGCCAGCAACUAAAAAUUCUCGAAAAGGCCUUUAAUGAGAAUCCUAAACCCCAUGCCGCUGUUCGUCAAGCGUUGGCUCAAAAGUUAAACAUGACCCCUCGUGGUGUUCAGGUCUGGUUUCAAAACCGACGUGCAAAGGCAAAAAAACAAAAAACUGUCGAUGAAAGCCCUUCACCUGAAUGCUCAUCCGAAGGUUUGAUAGUAUCUAGUCCAACAGAUUCUUUAGAAACAUUUUUUUCCACAGCCGACUCAACAAUUUCUGUUACAACCACGGAGCAUGGUGGUCAAGAAUGUGUCGAAAGUGAUUCAUCAACUGAUAUCAAUGAUCAAGCUUUGGAAAGUACUGCCAAUAGUCCAUCAGAAGUUUAUUGUGGAUAUGAAGGAAAUCAGAAUGAUUCAACAUUUUACGUUGACCAGCCAAAACCCGUCAACGAUAUGCUUGCUCAUGAAACAGAAAAUGGUCAAUUGCCAAAAAGGUCUCGUCAGAAGCCAAACAUCGACCCUCUCAAAACUACCUGGGAAACACAAGAAGAAUAUGAACAUAUGGUUCAACAACGACAGCUCAUUCAGAAACCAUCGAAUUCCCAACACGACGACGGAGAAUGGAUGCACUCAAACGUGUCUUCUGCAUCAACCGUGGCAUCCGAGUAUGUGUAUGAUCACAUUGACAACCUUCUUCCCUUAUCCACCCCUCAAUCUGCCGUCACUAUUUCGGAUUACUUUACCGAGUAUGCUUACAGUCCUACCGUUAGCUCUGUAAUUAGUGACAAAGAUGCCGUUGAUUCUAAUGAACCCAUGCACUCCGGCACAUACGCGAACACUCGUC